UGACCAAUUUCAAUGAAUAUUUAUCAUUUCUAAUAUGAUUAUUCAUUGCCAUUGCAUAUUAUAAUAUUUGUGUCAUUAUCGUUACCUAGCAUCAUGAAUUAUUGAUUUGCCUGGGCUGCUAUUCCGUACACGAUUACACGAUAGUUAUCGGUUCGAUAAGUUGCGCGUGUAUUUUGAUAUAUAAAAAUAUAUGUGCGCAACGACAAUUAUCGAACCGACAGUUAUCGAACUAUCGAUAAUAGUGUACGAAAUAGCGGCUCUGGAAAUGAGAAACAUCACAGCAAAAUACAAGUAGAAUAAUUUUAACAAUUAUAAAAUAUGAAUAGAAUAAUUUCAUAAUAAAUUUUAACAAUUUACAUUGCUAAAUUGACUUAUGCAUUAGACUAACAAAUAGUUUCCUUUUUAAUGUCAAAGAUUCAAAUCGUAGCAUAUAUUUAUGUUAAGACUUUUUCUCCUGAACUAAAAAAAGAUAAUCCCACAGUCACAAUGACCGUGGAAGAAGUAAUAAAUAACCAGCGUAAACAAGUCGUAAAAGAAACAAUAACUUUAAACAAUAUGUGAAAGAACUUUAAACAAUAUAUGUAUACAUUUAUGAUUUUAUGAGAUUCUUUGAAUUAAUUUUCUUUUCCUGCAAUCUUUUAUUUUGGUUCUAGUGCUAGCGCCUCAGUAGUAGCGUUUGAUCUGCAGAGAGAAGAAGAGUUCUUCAUCAAUUUUUGUCAGUCUGCAUUAGAUUGCUGUUACUGCGACGUAAAUUUCAUAAAAUAAUCCAAGUUACGUCCACACAAGAGUGAAUAAACUUUCUGUACGUUGUUCUCGAGACGUAUAUUAUAAGAAAAAAUGGCAGUAGAAUUUGCGGAGAUAAAAUUGUCUGUACCCUGGGGUCACGUUGCCGCUAGAACUUAUGGUUCUUCCACGGGACAGCCAAUCUUAGUAUUGCACGGAAUUGAAGAUAACGCUGGAGCGUUUACCAGAUUGAUGAAAUAUUUACCAAAAAAAUCAUUUUAUUACGUAUGCGUAGAUUUACCUGGUCAUGGCUGGUCAUCAUCCUUUCCAUCUUGGAUGAUGAUAGACUGGAUGGAUUAUGUACACUCAUUAUAUUUCAUCUUAGACGCACUGCAAUGGAAAACAUGUACUGUUCUAGGACACAGUUUAGGGGGGCAGACAGCUUUAAUGUUCAGUAUUUUCCAACCAGACAGAUUUGAGAAGAUAAUUACUAUUGAAGCAUUACUAAUGAUGCCUCUGUUUGUGAAAGAUCUAGUAACAUAUUUUCAGAUUGCAUCUGCACUCUCAGUAAAAGAUUAUCGUGAAAAAUUUAAUAAAAAACCAUCACUUUUUACUAAAGAAGAGAUAUUACACUCUCUUAUGUCUAAAAGGUACACACCUUUGAAUUAUGAAGCUGCUGAUGCGAUAUUUGAACGUUCAGUUACGGAAGAAAAUGGAAAGUAUAUACAUAAUAGAGAUGUACGAUUAAAAAACAAUCCUUUUUCUUGGAUGUUAAUGAAUGAGUGUAUAAAAUUAAAUGAAAGGCUUCCAAUGAUACCAAUAUACGUUCUUGUCGCAUCUCAUGGUGCUUUUGCUCCAUUUAAAGAAGAAUGUGAAUUAAUAUUGGACAUAAUGAAAGCUAAAACCAUGUUGGAGGUAAUUUAUGUAGACGGAAAUCAUGACGUUCACAAUAAUGAUCCUGAAAAAGUCGCGCCAUUUAUAUGUAAAAUAUUGAAUAGCAGCAACUCCAGCAAACUAUAGAUAAACGUGUGUGUGUGUGUGUGU
Monomorium pharaonis (pharaoh ant) is the source of this 1767-nucleotide messenger RNA. RefSeq names its product serine hydrolase-like protein. The record is from RefSeq and is a predicted model, not a curated record. Lineage: Eukaryota; Metazoa; Arthropoda; Insecta; Hymenoptera; Formicidae. Bases 838 to 1743 code for a protein of 301 amino acids. The transcript has 2 exons.